This is a messenger RNA of Alternaria rosae, 1542 nucleotides long. RefSeq lists its product as uncharacterized. The record is from RefSeq and is a predicted model, not a curated record. The coding region runs from base 1 to 1542 and encodes 513 amino acids. NCBI's taxonomy places the organism in Eukaryota, Fungi, Ascomycota, Dothideomycetes, Pleosporales, Pleosporaceae. The transcript has 2 exons.
AUGGCUGAACAGCCUCAGAGUAACGUGACGGAGCUCGCCGAGCAGCUCGUUGAAGGCUUUGCAGCUCUGAGUGGAGAAUACCAGGUUUUGUUUGAUUCACAGAAACAACUCGAAAGCAAGCUCUCGUGGGCUAAGCAACAGUAUCUUGACCUUUUGAAACGCUUCACGCCCAACACGUUGUCGCAAGACCAUCUUACCUUCCUGCAAGAUCUUGAGCGCGUAGGAGACGAACAACCGCGAAUACAUGUGAAUUUGGUGGAGCAGUUGGCACAUAGCGAUGAUGUAGAGCGCAAGAGCCGAGCACUGGUUAUUCAGAAGGCUGAGGAGGCUGCUGUCAAGCUGCACGCCCAUGAAAAUACUAGCAGUGUAAAAAUAUGGAGUGGUCCGUCCGCAGACAAAUCCGCCUCGUUACCUGAGAUACAGACCAAUAGAGCCACAUCACCCAUUGAGAAAGAUUUCACUGUUGCUGGAACGCCUAGUAAGCUCGCCUGUCCCUUCGCAUCUGGCAGCGGCAGAGGCAGCCCGCUUGCUACCCCACGUAGCUCGACGUCCCGGUUAAGCGCGCGUGGACGGAGAUCAAAGCGACCCUCCUUCACCGAUCCUAUCCGCGCCGAAAUAUGCAGCAACAAUCCUGCUUCCGUAACUGCCUCAGUAGCAGCGUCUGGCUCCGCUGCCGUCUGUCCCAUACGCUUCCUCGACCAACACAACCCAGAGGAGGUCGCCCAAUACUUUGAGAAACACAAGCAUGAGCUACCGAGAAGCCAUGAGGUUUGCAUCAAGCGCUUCCAGAGUAACCAAGAGAGCAUAGAGCAGCUAGAUCGCAAGUAUGGCAAUCUGGUUAAUAUGAUCCAGGGCCUCGGUCAGAAACAUCAAGAGUGGCUCCCUGAGGAUCCCGACGACGCCAUCGAAGAAGAGCCCGAGGCAGAAGUCCACUUCAGCACCGACGCAAAGGCGGACACCAAAGUUCAAAAUUGGGCCUCAGCUGUCUCGGCAAGUCUCAACGAUGGCACCCCACCGCCUGAGGAGGAACCAGAAGAGAAUACACUGGACGAGUCAAGAAGCGGACACUUUGACCGCCCGCUAAAGGAAGUCAGAGUUGGCGAAUCCCCAAGUCGACCCUGGGGCAUCUCGAUACCUGCCAAAUACACCAAUGCACACAGCUCGUCCUCGGUUGGCUCAGUACCAACAGCGUCGCCGCAACUACCUCUCGACACUGGCCGUCCAAUUGGCGAGACGCCCCAAAAGACUGGCAAAUGCCCAUUUGAUCAUCGCGCGAUGACGGGACACACGCCGCAGCAGCCUGAAGUGCCACAAUACAGUUUGCCGCCGCAGUGGCAACCACGGGCUCCGACCACACAUGUUCCACCGACAGAAACUCCACCUCAACCUCGAGCCCCGGAACAAUCACAACUGCCGAGAGAAACGGAAAGUCCGAAGAUGGUACCGCAGAUGGUUUUCAAUGGGCCUGUGUUCCUGGGCUACCCGCCCGAGCAGUUGGCUAUACUAUUACAGAACAGUAAUCUGGGCGCAUCAUUGCGGUAG